AUGCAGGAAGAUGAGGAGGAUGUGGAUGGCUGGGGAGAUUUCGAGGAGAUUGACUUCAAAGCUGUUGGUGGCGCGCCUCUGGUGUCCGAGCCAUGCCAGGCCACAGAUGCAACAGAGCAGCCUGACGCUGCAGAUGGUGCCGUGGCACAUGAGUUCCGAAGUUGUAUUGUCCAAGGAGCACUGUACGGUGGAGUUGAGGAAGAAUGCUGA
Molecule: messenger RNA, 210 nt
Organism: Symbiodinium sp. CCMP2456
Lineage: Eukaryota; Dinophyceae; Suessiales; Symbiodiniaceae
Source: the annotation of a GenBank genome assembly